AUGGUGCUGGUGGAACUCGGAGGGGAUCGUAAUAUGAAACAUUUGGAGGGAACAUAUGAGAAGAAGGCGGGGGAUCCCAAGCCCGAAAACGGACCCAAAGCUCGAAAAAGGACCCUAAGCUCGAAAAAGGACCCCAAGCUUGAAAAUGGACUCCAUAAGGACCCCAAGCCCGAAAAAGGAACCCAAGACCAAAAAAGGAACCCAAGACCAAAAAAGGAACCCGGGCUCGAAAACUGA
Topomyia yanbarensis is the source of this 237-nucleotide messenger RNA. RefSeq lists its product as uncharacterized. Bases 1 to 237 code for a protein of 78 amino acids. The transcript is spliced from 3 exons. NCBI's taxonomy places the organism in Eukaryota, Metazoa, Arthropoda, Insecta, Diptera, Culicidae. The record is from RefSeq and is a predicted model, not a curated record.